Molecule: messenger RNA, 3009 nt
Organism: Talaromyces marneffei
Lineage: Eukaryota; Fungi; Ascomycota; Eurotiomycetes; Eurotiales; Trichocomaceae
Exons: 3
Coding region: 1-3009 (1002 amino acids)
Source: RefSeq, a predicted model, not a curated record
AUGGAAGACCCGGUGAAUAUAUCGAGCUCUUAUAGUGGAGAGCACAGCGCAAGACAUGAUCAUGAGAGGACCGAGUCGGGCUCCACGUCACCACAGCGUCGCCGACCGCGUGGGUCUUCGCAAAAGGCGAUGCUUUCAAAAGCAUUGGCAAAAGCGAAUACUGCAGUGCUGCUAGACAAUGCAGAAAACUUCGAAGGUGCCAUCGAAGCCUACCAAGAUGCGUGCGAGUUGCUGCAACAUGUUAUGCUACGAAGUAAUGGAGGCGACGUGGAGAAGUACAAAUUACUGGAAAUUCGCAAAACGUACCUCAAUCGCAUUCAAGAACUCCUUCGGAUACAACUCCCUUCUAAUUUAAAGAAGGACAAGGCGCUGCCUGAAAGGCCGCCAAGUGGUCGCAGCGCUACACCACAAGAAGACGAACCGCCAAUUGAGCAGGACUACACUGAUGAGGAUGGCGCAGAAGAAUAUUUUGCCAGACAAAACGCCGAAGAUGAUGUGCCCCCAGUACCUAGCCUGAAUACCGUGCGAUUGCCAUCUAUAUCUGGUCAAGACCUUAAUUUCUCGUUUGAAGCUUCGAAAACAGACAUAGGCGGUGCCAACUCGCGGGAAAGCGAAGCUGUUGCACAGGGACAUUCCUCGCCUUCCCCUACCCUUCAAUUCGUUUCGGACUCGGCGGAUCAUCAAGGCGAUACCGAGACACGAAGUUCGACAGCGCAUGCAUCUCAUUCCUCUGAUGGGCAGGUUCCUGUAAAUGAUAAUCAGUCUACUUCAUGGCUGGACACGAUCGAUGAAUCCGGGGCUUCGUCGCCCGUAUCUACAAACACAAAAUUAUCCUUAUACUUAGGUGGUACACAUUCACAUCACGCCAGUAACGGUACGGAGGCAGAGUUUGAUGCUGCGCUAGAUGCGGCAGUUGAAGCAGCCUAUGACGAGGGCUUGGAGCCCGCACUGAAUGAACAGGAGGGAUUUUAUGAUGAUGAUGAUUACGAAGAUCACAGAGAUGACGAUUACGACCACGACGACGUAGUAUCGAAUGCUAGGCGAAACAUUGAAAUUGCUAAGCAGCGAGUCCGGGAAGCGGAGAGGGAAGCCCAGGCUGUUAUGGCACGAGGUUUGCAGCAGCGGCUUAUGAUGCAGGAUGAAAACGUGGCGGUGUCCACCUACAAUGUUGAUGCCGAUUAUAUUGACGAGGAGGCCGAGGAGGAGGAACGCUUGUUAGAAGAGAUGACGAAAGGUUAUGUAAUGGAUGAUUUUGAGUUCAAUCUUCAUACCAAAACUGCACUUCCUAGACAGUCGGAUUCAAGUACGGUUUCCGGCAGAACAUGGGGCAGCUCGAUCACAUCAACUUCAGCAAAUUCAGCCACAGCCGGUACAUCCCUCUCGACACUGGCAGAAGAAGGUAUCCUGACGGAUGCAACAAUGCCAAGUAAGCGACUUCCACCGGUUCCGAAGAUACCAACGGGAAGCACACAGCAACCUAUUCCGCCCAAUAUGUCACCUUCUGCUGGCGUACGAGCUCGGCGUUUCUCCGGCUCUAAUACUAAGCAGCUGAAAAUCGACACUAAGCGUGUGGCUGCGGGCUAUGAGCCAACUAAGAAAGAACCCUUUUCAGCACAACCCGCCGGUCCUCCAUCGCCAGUACUACUGCCUGAACCCAAGACCAGUCUACCGAUAUUAACUAGUUCAAUGUCUAAACCACUACCGACUGGACCUUCUGAAAAGAAGGGCUCAUUCGACGUUUCGGCGUUGGGUCAGCGUAGUUCAAGUCUGACAAGGAUACCUACUCUUGAGGGAGAUUCUGUUGCGCGAUCUGCACAAUCUUCGCCUCCCAGAACCAUCAGCAAGAUAACCUCCGCUCCCGGCAUGCUUCGCAAGAAUACCUCAUCAUCUAGUUUAGCAGGCAUGAGAGCAAGGAAUAUGUCUAUGUCUACCCCUGACAUUAAUGAAUCUCCUAAUACACCAUCCAGCAGCGUUUUCCCUGCCUUUGAUUUUCAACGCCAGUUGGCAAAUGGUCUCGUACCUGCAAUGCCAACACCGAGCGGAGCGUCAUUCCCGUUGAUGACAUCCAAAAGUCUCCACCUCUUUGACAACGAUAUACAUUCGCCCACUACUCCUGGAUCACCUAGCUCAACGGUGACUAACGCUCCUAUACCUCUGGAGCCCUGUCCGGAAUCCUUCUUGUUGCGCCCUUUUUGGCUUAUGCGAUGUCUUUAUCAAACCAUUGCACAUCCACGUGGUGGAUAUCUUUCUACCAAGUUGUUCAUACCUAGGGAAGUAUGGCAUGUGAAGAACGUCAGGAUCAAAGCCAUGGAAGAUAAAAUUUCAUUGUGUGAUUUGUUGACCGCAGCUCUUCUAAAAGUUGCUCAAGUCGAUACAUACGAUGCCGAUGCUGUUUUGGAAGAGAUGCAGACUUUUGAGAAUAUUCUGGACCAAGCCCAAACCACUUUUGCAAAGAAACUUGGAAACGAAGUUGGUGUUCAAGGGGCGCUUCCAUUGUUCAAAAACGCAAACAACUCCGACGAGUCGCCAAUCGGUACUGAGAAUAUGGCGUCAAGGAGUUCAAGCCAAUCUAGCAGAUCUGUUCUCACUUCUUGGAGAAAACUUCGAUCGAAGAGCUCGGCAGCACCGAGCACCAGCACAGCGCCAUCGACAUAUAGGGAUAGCGGUAAAGGCGGUCUCAGCAUGAGCACGUUGCCCAUGACAGCCUCCCCUCCUAGCGGUCGCUUCACUAAGCGUGAUGUCAUUCAGCUCCAAUUGAGUGGUCCGAAUGCUAAUUACAUGGGAGCAUUGGCACGGUUGUUUGAUGCGGCCCAGGUUCUGGACCAAAUCGCACGCCAAGUCGAAGAUCCCGGACUCAAGCAUUCAUCACCCACUCAUGUUGGACUUGAAUUGAGCACUCGUCAUGCUGCGGAAUUUUUUGGAUUCUAUAUCUGCCGUUUCGCUCUGAACGAUGUGGGCUUGCUACUCGAUAAAUAUAUCAAGCGAGGCACUGAAUGGGUGCUUGUAUAA